UUUUAGCCAAGAAAUUCGAUUGCUAUUUUCAAGUUGAAGCUGAAUUAAAACUGGCGUGUUUAUUCGCUAGGGUUUAGAACAUAACACGGUGGGUGAGAUAGUAUAAUCUCAUUGCUCACUGAUUGCCAACUCCCCAACUCCUUUGCGUGAUGAGAAAAUCAAACGAAUAGCAAAAUGGUUGUUAACCUUCAAAAUUAGGUAGGCCAUCAUCUCUAAAGCCAGCUGAACAACAAAAACAUCCAAAGAUUAGCAACCAUAUUUUUCGUAAAAAAAUCCAGACGAAAAGUGAAAAAUCGUAGAUUUUGCUCUUUAGGCUUCCGAUGUUAGCCCUUUUGUGUGCCAAAGCGACUAGAUAAUUUUUCUUUGUCGCUUUAAUUUCAUUUUGCGUAUCAAUUAAGAACAAUUGCCAUUUGCGUUUAAUACGGAAGUACAGCGACAAAGUCAACAAACCACCCAACCAGUCAACAACCAGCCAGGUUUCAUUGAGGGAGUGCACUUUCCCUUUUGUUUGCAGAAAGUUUUGUAAAUUUAAAGUUAAGCCCUCAAGGUAAUAACGAAUAUGGAGAAUGAGUGGACCCACGAUGAGUCGGAAGCAUGCGAUGCCAUGAUUUUGGCUCCACCUCCUGUACGACGCUCCAAUGGCAGAACAAUAAAUGGUCACAGUGAAAUAUUAUGGACCUUCAAAGUCCUCAUGAACGAUUACAUGGCCUCUAGCGAAAAAUUGGCCAUUGUGGGUAGCUGCGAGUCCUUGGGAAACUGGCAGCUUAGCGGAAGUGUCCUAAUGAGCAAGGAUGAGGAUUCGGACAUAUGGAUUGUGGAAGUUCCAAUUCCCAGGGAUCGCACUGUUGCUUUUCGUUACUUUGUGUGUGCUGUGGACCCGUGUACAGAGAAGAAUCUGGUACGCCGUUGGGAGACAUCUAUGGCUUUAAGGCAAAUUACAUCAGCCGAUCAAGAGCCUUCAGCCGAGUGCCAUGAUGUAUUUGGCGUAGUCAAUGGUGUCGAAAAGGUGGAUCGUGGUUGGUUGUCAUCGGAGACAAUAGUGCAGUUGAAAUUCUUUAAUGCCCCGUUUUCCUGGAAGCAGCGCAUGAAGAAACGGCUGAUGUAUGUAAAAGUGACUCCCAUGAACUUGCGCAUACCGGUAUAUGGUACGGACAGCAACAACCUGCUAGCUGGUUCAAUAGCUCCGUUGGAAGACUCUUUGUCCAACGACACUCAUGAUACCCGCGAAAACGGGGGCGAUUGUGGUUUGGCAUUUUCGUUUUCUGAGGUGGUUACAUUGACUCCGGACGAUAGCUUAAUACAGCCCCAGCCUCAAUUUGGAACAAAAUGUGGCGCCGAAGAUUUGGUUAUAUUCCAUUUAACAAUUGGUGAUUUUGAAAACACCGCUUACUUGAUUGAUCUGUACACCUAUAGUUCCAAAGCAGGCGACGAUGAACCACCCCAUCAUGUGGGAUACCACUAUGUUUUGCCAAACCUAUUCAAAAUGUCUGAGGGUCGUUUAGAAGUUCCCAUUACAUGUGCCUCUAAGCAUCGCCCCAUGGGUAUGAUGCAAUUUGGUUAUCUGCUGGUAAAGCCCACACCCUCACUUGGUCUGGAUAUGUCAGUGUCCUACACACGCUACUGGAAUAAAAAAUGGACUGGCUUAGAUGUUGGUCAUCGUGGUUCCGGCACUUCGUUUAAAACCAAUGAUAUUUCCAUUAGGGAGAACACCAUAACCUCAUUGAAGAAUGCCGCCGAACAUGGUGCCGAUAUGGUGGAGUUCGAUGUUCAGCUGAGCAAGGAUUUAGUGCCUGUCGUGUAUCACGAUUUUAUGAUUUACGUAUCGCUAAAAUCAAAAAGUAACUUGGAAGAGAAUGAUUUUCUUGCCCUUCCCAUGCGGGAGUUGACUUUGCAGCAAUUGAAAAAUCUGAAAGUGUAUCACACUGCUGAAGGUAAAUCUCGAUCUUCGCGUUCAUUUCAAAAUGAUGAUAUGCUGGAGCAUCAACCAUUUCCGCAGCUUGCCGAUGUUCUCGAUGCCAUAGAUCCCCAUGUGGGUUUCAAUAUAGAGGUUAAGUGGUCGCAACGCCUACACGACGGCACCAUGGAGGAGGAAUUCGAGCACGUUAUAGAUCGUAAUCUCUAUGUUGAUUGUAUACUGGAUGUGGUCUUUCGUAAGGCUGGCAAGAGACGCAUUAUAUUCUCAUGUUUCGAUCCGGAUAUAUGUACAAUGUUGCGUUUCAAGCAGAAUCGUUAUCCUGUAAUGUUUCUUACAAUUGGUGAUUCAGUAAAGUAUCAGAAAUUUAUGGAUCCCCGAGGAAAUCGAAUUGAAACGGCCGUUUUGCAUUCUCUGGCUAUGGAAUUGUUGGGUAUAGUGGCCCACACGGAGGAUUUGUUAAGAGAUCCAUCUCAGGUAAAUUUAGCUAAAGAACGUGGCUUGAUCGUAUUCUGUUGGGGCGAUGAUAACAAUAGCAAAACUACCAUAAAAUUAUUAAAGGAUUUGGGUUUGCAUGCCAUAAUCUACGAUAAAAUGGAUGUUUUAACCAGCAAGGAAGUAAAGCAAAGUGUCUUCUUGCUGCAAGCCAAGGAAAGUCAAAACGAACUGUUAAAGCUGCAGGCCCUGGAAAUGGGAAAAGUAUGGCAUCAUUCAUCGCCAGCAUCCUCUUCCUCAUCCUCGAACAACUCAUCCACCAGCAGCAAGGCUUAGAAGAAGAAGUCUAUGCCGAUUCUAUUGAUGAGCAUAAAUAAACCUUUUUAUGUAGUAGUUCGAAAUAGCAACAAAUAGUCGAAUAUUUCAUACAUAAUUUUUUUUACUAUUUAUAUACAAAUUCUUAAUUGUAACACUCCACACAUUCAAAUUCAACGAUUCGUAUUCUUAGCAGCAUCAUCAUUACUUGUAUAAUUCAUUAUUAUUUUUGAGCAAUCGCUUAUUUACGCAAUUCAAUAGAUUUGUGUUUGUUUUUCUGUUUAGUACAAGGUUUUCAGUCUUUUUUUUGCCUCUAUGACUUCUAAUCUCAUAGUGUUUCAUAUUUUUUAUUGUUUGGAAUUAUUUCCCCAUUCUAAUACUGAAAUAUACUAUACUACUUGAUGAAUAAAUAUGAAUUAUUGCAAAUUUGUUUUUGAUAAGUACAAAUACAAACAU
This is a messenger RNA of Stomoxys calcitrans (stable fly), 3118 nucleotides long. RefSeq names its product glycerophosphocholine phosphodiesterase GPCPD1. NCBI's taxonomy places the organism in Eukaryota, Metazoa, Arthropoda, Insecta, Diptera, Muscidae. The record is from RefSeq and is a predicted model, not a curated record. Gene Ontology annotation, biological process: glycerophospholipid catabolic process. Gene Ontology annotation, molecular function: glycerophosphocholine phosphodiesterase activity; starch binding. Bases 560 to 2683 code for a protein of 707 amino acids. The transcript has 5 exons.